AUGCCAAGACCUAACUUUGCCAAAUGGGGUUAUUUUGCCCAAGUGUUGGGCCUUUUCCUGCUCGGUAGACCGCCAGCACUCGGAAGAACACACCAAACCAAAGGAAAAACGAUUACAGAAGAAAUGGAGGUUUCCUAUAGGCCACAUAGAGCGAAAAUGCCAAGACCUAACUUUGCCAAAUGGGGUUAUUUUGCCCAAGUGUUGGGCCUUUUCCUGCUCGGUAGACCGCCAGCACUCGGGAGAACACACCAAACCAAAGGAAAAACGAUUACAAAAAAAAUGAAAGUUUCCUAUAGGCCACAUAGAGCGAAAAUGCCAAGACCUAACUUUGCGAAAUGGGGUUAUUUUGCUCCAGUGUUGGGCCUUUUCCUGCUCGGUAGACCACCAGCACUCGGUAGAACACACCAAAACAAAGGAAAAACGAUUACAGAAAAAAUGGAAGUUGCCUAUAGGCCACAUAGAGCGAAAAUGCCAAGACCUAACUUUGCCAAAUGGGGUUAUUUUGCCCAAGUGUUGGGCAUUUUCCUGCUCGGUAGACGGCCAGCACUCGGUAGAACUCACUAA
Molecule: messenger RNA, 564 nt
Organism: Lottia gigantea (owl limpet)
Lineage: Eukaryota; Metazoa; Mollusca; Gastropoda; Lottiidae
Exons: 1
Coding region: 1-564 (187 amino acids)
Source: RefSeq, a predicted model, not a curated record